AUGAUUGAAGCCCUGCUCAACUUUUCAGAAGCUACUCUACAAACACAGUUUACCUCAGGGCUGUUUUACAAAGACACCGCCGGCUCUAUGGACUCUGUGGUGACCGUCAACGGUCCCAAUCGCGGUCUACGCAACAGAGCCGAAUUUACAGAGCAGUCCAGAGAGCUCCACCUGUUGGGACCUCUCCACGCUGAUAUAUUAUUCAGCGAGAGGCUCCUUUUGAACUCUGUGGACAUGAGAAUUAAGCUGACCAGAGUGUCCGACGCCUUUUGUCUCAUGGGCGCUGCCAACAGCACCUACCGUCUGAAAAUACUGGGGGCUGCUCUGUUUAUGAAAAAAGUCACCGUUUCUCCCCCCGUGCGUUUGGGUCACGCCGCAGCCUUGCUGAAGGGCAACGCUCUCUACCCUCUGUCACGGGUGAACGUGAAAACCUACUCCAUCCCGCAAAACUCGAGGAUAUGCAACCAGGAGAACCUCUUUCUGGGUACUAUGCCAAAGUAUGUGGUGAUAGGCAUGGUACACCACGAAGCUUUUACGGGGAGCAGGGAUCUGUCUCCUUUCAAUUUCAUCCAUAACGAUGUGGAAUACCUGGCCUUGUGUCAGGAUGGAAGACAGGUGCCGGCCAAAGCUUUUCAGCCUCAAUUUAACAACGGUGUGUCUGUCAGAGAGUUUUACAACAUGUUUACAGCUACAGGGAGACACUUGAAGGAUUUACCUCUGAGCAUCAACAGGAGAGAGUUUGAACAAGGAUACUCUCUGUUUGUCUUUAAUCUCAACGCCAGGGAGGAUGCUGACGCCCUAUCCCCCGUCUCCAACGGGAAUUUAAGGCUGGAGAUGAGAUUCAGAGUGCCUUUACCUCAGACCACUACACUGAUUGUGUACGCCUGCUACGAGUCUAUUUUGGAGAUCAACUCUAAAAGGCAGGUCAUGGUGGAUUAUUACUAA
Labrus mixtus (cuckoo wrasse) is the source of this 945-nucleotide messenger RNA. RefSeq lists its product as uncharacterized. Lineage: Eukaryota; Metazoa; Chordata; Actinopteri; Labriformes; Labridae. Bases 1 to 945 code for a protein of 314 amino acids. The transcript has a single exon. The record is from RefSeq and is a predicted model, not a curated record.